GUGGUGGUGGUGGCGGCAGCGACGACGGACGGACGACGACGACGACGGCGGCGGCUUCGGCUUCGGCGGUAAUUCCUUCCAGUGCGUCGGAGGACGACGACGAGUCGCGAUCAUCCGGCCGUCCCGAUCGCCGAUCGGUCGUACACGUUCCUUCGGAUACUUUGAGGCAUUAAUUAGCGGCGAGCCACGAAUGUGAGGUACCGCGGGACUCAACAUAAGUAAGAUAUUUCCUCCCCAAUACACAGUGUGUGACGUUUGUAACAGAUAGAUAUAUAUAUAUAUGUACGAUUGCGCGCCUACAGAAUUAUACGUUGUGUUGUACAUACAUAUACCUAUAUACACGCGAGAUCCAGGGAAACGAGAUCAAGAUGCCGCUCUUUGGGAAGAAGGACACGAAUAAAAAGAUCAAGAAGGAUGGAAGGGACGACCGAUCGCCCUCCGUUGAGGACAAGUACAUCCUAAAAGACCUGCUGGGAACGGGAGCAUUCUCUGAAGUGAGACUGGCGGAAAGUAAAGAGAAGCCGGGUCAAAUGUUUGCCGUAAAGAUCAUCGACAAAAAGGCGCUAAAGGGCAAGGAAGAUUCGUUAGAGAAUGAAAUCAAAGUUCUGCGAAGGCUAACCCACCCCAAUAUCGUUCAAUUGCUGGAGACAUUCGAGGACAAGCACAAAGUCUACUUAGUUAUGGAGUUGGUCACUGGUGGUGAACUAUUCGAUAGGAUUGUCGAAAAGGGCUCAUACACAGAAAAGGAUGCAUCUGGUUUAAUAAGACAAGUGCUCGAGGCGGUAGACUAUAUGCACGAACAAGGUGUUGUUCAUAGAGAUCUCAAACCGGAGAAUCUCUUAUAUUAUAGUUCGGACGAGGACAGCAAAAUUAUGAUCAGCGAUUUCGGCCUAUCGAAGAUGGAAGAUUCUGGGAUUAUGGCGACUGCUUGCGGUACGCCAGGAUAUGUCGCACCCGAGGUACUAGCGCAGAAACCAUAUGGCAAAGCAGUGGAUGUGUGGAGUAUAGGAGUUAUUUCGUACAUUCUCCUGUGUGGAUAUCCUCCUUUUUACGACGAGAAUGACGCCAAUCUGUUCGCACAAAUUCUGAGAGGUGAAUUUGAAUUUGAUUCACCAUAUUGGGACGAUAUCAGUGCUUCUGCAAAGGAUUUUAUUGGAAAGCUGAUGUGCGUCAAUGUUGAAGAACGUUACACUUGCAAACAGGCUCUUGCGCAUCCCUGGAUUUCCGGCAAUGCCGCUAGCAAUAAAAAUAUUCAUGGUACUGUAUCCGAACAACUUAAAAAGAACUUUGCCAAAUCAAGAUGGAAGCAAGCGUAUCAUGCAGCCACGGUUAUACGUCAGAUGCAACGGUUGGCGCUAAACAGUGGCCAGCAACAACAGCAACAGGAGAAUACAGGCUCGAUCGGCCCCUCCAGCGGCAACCCCAUGCAAUAUCGAGAGCAAUCGCAGGUUAGCUACAACCAGCACACGGGGCCAUCGCCACCGCCCUCGAGCAAUCUCAGCAAUUGAAGCAAACGCGAGUCGUUGCUCACCAUGUCAAGCCUGAUGUUUACGAAUCUCACUUCUCACUCCAUUCCAGUCACUCCCGCCGACUACUCGCCUCCGCUAUACAUGUGCAACAAACGCUUCGAACUGUGGGGCAACACACGCACUGUCCGCUCUGUCCGCUCUCUUUUAAAACAACUUGUGUCGCAACUUAGGAAGCAACGGAAGCAUAAGAAGAGCUGAGCUUUAGGCACCGUUAGAAUCACGCGCGCAAUAAGAAUACGCAAAAGGCAACGUACUAUGCGACGUAGCUGUCCCUUUCAAGCUACGGGAGCGAUGGGGAUAGAUUAGAGCCAAUUUGCUUCGCGCCAGUGACGCGUACAUAUACACAUAUACAUGCAAAAACACAAUUAUUAUCGAAAGGCGUAAACUACAAUUCGCUUUGGCUGGUCCAUGCGAUACAAUACGAUUUAUACCCUCUUCUAUAACAAUACGGCAGUUAUGUUCGCUUUAUUCUUAUGAUUUACGACGUUUCCUAUGUUACACACAUAAGCAAUAGCUCGUAGCAGUUCGCUGAAUACGUUUCGCAUCGAUCUGACAGAAUAAGAGGCGGUUACAUCUCUAGAGAUAAGACUUGAAGAUUGUGUGUGUCGCGAUCAUGCCUGCACACUUUGUUAGAUCGAAUCUGUUCUAUAUAUAUUAUAUAGAAGUAUAUAUACAUAUAAAUAUAUGCAUUACGCGAACAGUACAACGACAAGUUUUUAUAUUUUAUAAAAUUCGAUGUAAUAAGUAGCGCGGCUGUUUGAUACAAUUCUGUGCAACCUAGAGACCUGUAUCAUUAGACCUGGGACGAAUAUGAUUCCAUACUACGGUUCCUAUGUAAUUCGAUCCUCGCACGCCGUAACAUACACUUCGGUACGAUAGAGAAUAUUUCCUAUCUACUUACACAAGUCGAUGAUAUGCAAAAACUUAAUACCAAAAUGCAGACGAUGUCGAGAGGUCGCUUAGUGCACAGAGACGUAGCCUGAUCUGUUUCUUUGUCUCUCUCUCUCUCUCUCUCUCUCUCUCUCUCUCUCUCUCUAUCUAUCUAUCUCUCUAUCUCUUUAUCUUCUUUUAUUAACGCGUGUUUCUGUAUUUUUUUGUGAUAACUGAGACAUGGCCCCGCUUAUAUAAAUGCUUACACAGACACUUGUACAAUGUACUAUUUUAUGUAAUACGUAUCCUGUAUGUAUACUCUCUUUUAACAUAUACGUAGUGAUAUUACUAUAUUAAUAUAAGGCUCUGAAAGGGAUCCGCUAAGCUAGCUUGAAACUUAAAAACGUAUAUGUACAUUUUUCUGCUAACAUUAAUAUAUAUAUAUUGCACUACUACUUCUAUUUCUACAGAACGUAAGGUGUACAUAAUGCACAAAUACACAUCUAAACUUACAUAGACUAUCUUGCGUGCCUGAUUUUAAGAUGACAUGAGGAACAAUUCUGUAAUGUUACUAUCAUAUCGUGAUCUUAAUUAUUUUCAUAUACACAUAAAGGUAUUAGUUGCUCUGUUAUUCGCCUUGAUUUAACCGUAUACUAUAACAUUUUGAUACUUGUAUAUUAGUGACUUAGUUUAUAUACACUUUUUACAAUUAUUUUAUUAUUAACAAAAAAAUAUCACUUAUAAAAGUAUAGUAAUAUAUUAUUUUUUAAACAUUGAAAGUGCCACGUUUAUAAAGUAUACUGUAAAGGCAUGCUAGGCAAUGGAAAACCGAGCUAAUUAUUUUUACGCUUGUAUCGUUUUAUUUUUGCUAAGACACAAGAAGGAAAUCGGCUCGAAAGUGCAAUUCAUUCCUAGUAUCGAUUAUAUACAACGCGAGUAUUUAUCUCAUUAAUAUAUGAAUCGAUGAGAGAUAAAGAAAAAUGUUACUUAAUUACCCUCUGAUUUGUUUAUCAUGUCUUUAUUAUUUUCACGUGAUGUCAGCAGGAAUACAAUAAAAAAUGCUCUCUUUGCGA
Molecule: messenger RNA, 3472 nt
Organism: Trachymyrmex septentrionalis
Lineage: Eukaryota; Metazoa; Arthropoda; Insecta; Hymenoptera; Formicidae
Gene: CaMKI
Product: calcium/calmodulin-dependent protein kinase type 1
Exons: 8
Coding region: 369-1508 (379 amino acids)
Biological process (GO): protein phosphorylation
Molecular function (GO): calcium/calmodulin-dependent protein kinase activity; calmodulin binding; ATP binding
Source: RefSeq, a predicted model, not a curated record